This is a messenger RNA of Klebsormidium nitens, 1241 nucleotides long. The record is from the annotation of a GenBank genome assembly. NCBI's taxonomy places the organism in Eukaryota, Viridiplantae, Streptophyta, Klebsormidiophyceae, Klebsormidiales, Klebsormidiaceae.
AGAACGUUUGUCGCCUAAACUUGAGACAGUCGGAGAGGCAAAGCUCAGAGCUGUGCUUUCAGAAGAGCCGGCAGUGGUAAGUUGUAAUAGCGGCGUACUACAAUGACAUGCAGCUGAGCAAAUGCGAGAAUGCGCGCACAUUCAUUUAUCAAAGGAGAAUGUUCCACUCUCAACGUCGGCAAAUAGCAGCUUGAAAUCGCGUUGAAUUGAAGCUUUUGAUCUGGAAUUUUAAUCAAGUCUUUUCAUCAGUCCACCAGCAUGCAAGCAGCAGUGCGAUGGGUUGGCUCGGCGCCUGCCAUUGCAUUUCAGCAUCCCGUUGUCAGCAAUGGAAAGUCAUUGGAAACGGGAAAUAGAGCUAGAUUUUGCAGUUUGAAGUCAAGAGGCCAGUUUGGAAAUAAGGUUCCUGGUCUAUCAGGGCAUCGGAUGGCCGUUAAAGGUCGCAGAUCGUCAUUGCCUCUGUCGGGGCAGGUCAGAGCAACCAGUGACAUGACAUCAGUGAAAACCGAAGCCCAGCCUGUCACCUUCUAUGAUAUCCUGGGGGUGUCCAGGGAAGCAAGCACUGACGAUAUCCACUUGGCUUACAAGGCGAGGAAGAAGCAGAUCAACGAAAAAGUGGGGUCCGAUGCGAAAGAGCCUCUGGAGGCCCUUGAGGCUGCUUAUGACGAGUUGCGGGAACCGGAGAGCCGCCGCUUCUACGACUUCGGGCUGGCGAAUCAGGCUGUCGGGGAUGCGCCGUUUGUGUGGCCGUACGAGGUGGACAUGACGCAGCGCCUUGCCGCAGAGACGGAGCAGAAGUUCAAGGAGGAGGCCGAUCCCACUCUCUUCUCGGGUUUCGACAACGACGGCCUGUCAGACGACGAGCAAUACGACUUGACGUCCGAUCUGCUGAUCAUAGGGGUCCUACUGUCCUUGAUAAUCAGCGCUGCGCUGAAAUUGGGCAAUGUUGGCUUGAAUUCGUUCCAAUCGAUGGGUGAAACGGCUGUAGAAAUGUGGGAAAAGCUAGGACCUUAGUGCGGUAAAAAGGUUGGGACCGACCAUUCCGUAUUGGCGUCUUACCAAGGUUUGAAGCAAUGACAGCGUGUAAAGCAUGUACUUUGUAUGUGACUGCAAAGCAAGCUGACUUGGGGUACUAGGACAAUUCAAUUGUUGGCAACAAUCCGGCUCUGCCAUUCGUAUCAUUGUUCAAGGGCCAUCACUUCACUAUACCAUCCGAAGGAAAGUCUGCUGAUGGUUUACCAAAU